UUUAAAUCCAUAGGCAUUGAGUUCGAACCUACUUUUAAGAUUUGCAGCAGCCGACGAGAGAAACUAAUAAAGAUUUUAGUUUUAAGUUUCUCAGAUUUGGGCAUACAAUUAGGGUUUUUUUGGAUCUCGAGAUAACAAAAGAUGGGAGAAUCAGUCUGUCUUGUGAGAUCUUUCUCGCAGCCUGCAGAGUUCUCAUCUCAUGAAACCAACCACAACCAGGUGGUUCCUCCUGGUCGUGUGCUGACGGAAUCAGUAUCGUUUGGUAGAUUUGCGAAUGAGACUCUAUCGUGGGAAAAGUGGUCUGCUUUUACUCAGAAUCGUUACUUGGAAGAGGUUGAGAGGUUUACUAAACCUGGUUCUGUAGCUCAGAAGAAGGCUUUCUUUGAAGCUCAUUUCAAGAACCGAGCUGCUGGGAGAGUAACACAGACGAAGCAGAUCGAAGAACUAAAGGUUAAUACGAAAGAAGAUGAGAUUAUAUGUGAAGUACUCAAAGAUAUUCUUGUUGAUUCAGAAGUAGUGGUGAGUAAUGGUACGGCCAUGGAUGAAGUUAGGCAUGGAGAGGUGUCCAGUGCUGAGGUUGUUUCUGUUGUUCAAACUGGUGAAGUGGAGAACUUGAAGUCAGUGAUUGUUCCUGAAGACAAUGCUCUUGAUGAGGAGGAUUCUACUUUGUUGAGCAAAGAAAGACGUUCUAGUUCUUCCGGAUCAAAGUUCUGCAUUACGAGUUCGAAACUGGAACCUUUCGUUCUUAUAGGACUGGGUGAUUCAGUUAAGAACACUAGAACAGAGUCAUCCUCGGGUAGUAAAACGUCAAUUAGUGUAUCCAAGAACAAAAGCAGAUCCCCUCCUGAACCUGUUCACAUGUCAAUCAGCUGUGCUCCUUCUGGUAAUACCGAGAAAACAAUUGUCCAGAUGCCCCAAAACGGUUCUAAGAGUGCAGGGAAAGCAGAGAAGAAGAAGAUAUCAGGUCCAAAUACAAUUCAUAUGUCACUCAACUUUGCUUCUUCUGUUCGUCCGACGACCAUAACAGCCCCAAAAAGACUGGCAAGAAAUUCCACAACACAGGUAACAGCUUCAGCAAAUGCUAGAAAUAGUGGAAACGAACCAAUGGGAGCUUUAAAAAGCCGCAAAAGACCAUUGCCUCGAACAUCCAAAGAAGGUUCUAAAGCUGCAAAAUGUUCAACCAGCGCCUCUGCUGUCACGUUACCCCAACGUCCUCCUCUCAACAACCAGCUAUCAGAAAAGAAGAGGAAAAACAUAUCUGUAGGGAGUUCAGUUUCAUGCAAAAUACCCAACAAUGUGCAAAGACUACCAUCUGUCAGCAGUGAAAAAUUUUCAACUCAUAGCAGAACCAAAGCAAAGUCUGUCAUUGUAUCUUCUCCCUUCGUCUUCAGAAGUGAUGAAAGGGCUGAAAGGAGGAAAGAGUUCUUCAAGAAGCUAGAAGAAAAGAACAAGAAAGAGGAUGCUGAAAAAGAGCAACUGUUUUGUGGCUUCAAGGCUAAUCAAAACACUCACUUAGCAGCUGAAGAACACAAGAAGAACCCACAAUUUGGUUGUUUUCAGGUACCACUGACAAGCAUGACUUCACCAAGAUUCCGAAGGAGCCAAACUUCAGGAACAGUUCAAACUCAUAAAGCUUCCUCAACGAAGACCAUAAACACCAGAAAGGCAGUCAUAGAGAAGGUCAAAAGUUCCAAGAUUCAUCCCUCCUCCAAAUCGCUGACAAAGAUCAAAACUCAAGAAAAUUUGUCUCCUAAUAUCCUGUAGCACUAAGGUACAUACACAUCAGAGACAAAACCCAGUUAACAAUUUCUUCAACAGCUGAUAUGAAACACCCUUGACGAUAAUAGUAGAGAUUCGGCUUUUCACAUUGAAGAUAUUAAAAGUUUUGUCCUUUCAGCUCGUAAUCUCAUCUCAAGCUUAUGAUAUAGGUAACUAGUGGCUUGAUUCUGAUUGUAAAACAUAAGCUUCAAGAAGCUUUGUAGAACUAUGUACUCUUCAUAUAACUACCUACUCAAUAGUUCUGUAGUCUCAAUCUUGUAUCAUUUGCAUAAAUUGAUAUUUGAAAGAAA
Camelina sativa (false flax) is the source of this 2069-nucleotide messenger RNA. RefSeq lists its product as uncharacterized. The record is from RefSeq and is a predicted model, not a curated record. NCBI's taxonomy places the organism in Eukaryota, Viridiplantae, Streptophyta, Magnoliopsida, Brassicales, Brassicaceae.